AGUGAAUUGCUUUGAAAAAACCGAGGCCUGUGAUUUGGCCGCCUCCCAGGCAGGCAGUGGGCGGAACAUGCUUGCGAGGCUGAGGCACGAAGCUCCGGUUUCAGCAAGGAGGCGAAGCGCAGCGCUGUGCCCGUUCUCCCCUCCCUUGUAACGGAGAAGCGGCUCCUUUGCCUUCCCGCCACAGCGCUGCAACCAGGCUUGGGAAAGGCUCGCCUCAGUCGGAGCGACCGGGGAACCCACCGACAGGCAGGCUCGGCCCGGGGAGCCGCAGCGCGCGUGCCAGCAGCCUCUGGCCGGAGAGCCUCCGCUUCGCCCGGCAUGGAUCCGACCCCGAGGAGGACCUGGGGCGAGGACGGCGAGGGCCAGCCGCAGGAAGAAGAGGAAGAAGUGGAUCCCCGAAUCCAGGGGGAGCUCGAAAAGUUGAAUCAAUCUACAGAUGAUAUUAAUCGGAGGGAAACUGAGCUUGAGGAUGCCCGCCAGAAGUUUCGGUCUGUCUUGGUUGAAGCAACAAUAAAGCUAGAUGAACUUGUGAAGAAGAUUGGUAAAGCCGUAGAAGACUCUAAGCCAUAUUGGGAAGCAAGGAGAGUGGCCAGGCAGGCGCAACUGGAGGCUCAGAAGGCCACUCAGGAUUUUCAGAGGGCCACGGAGGUGCUGCGGGCUGCUAAAGAAACCAUUUCCCUUGCAGAACAGCGGCUGCUGGAGGAUGACAAGCGUCAAUUUGAUUCUGCCUGGCAAGAGAUGCUCAACCAUGCUACUCAGAGGGUCAUGGAGGCAGAACAGACGAAAACCAGAAGUGAACUGGUGCACAAGGAGACAGCAGCCAAAUACAACGCCGCCAUGGGUAGAAUGAAACAGCUGGAGAAGAAACUGAAAAGAGCUAUAAAUAAAUCCAAGCCUUAUUUUGAACUGAAGGCAAAAUAUUAUGUACAGUUGGAGCAAUUAAAGAAGACUGUAGAUGAUCUUCAGGCAAAACUAUCCUUGGCAAAGGGUGAAUAUAAAACAGCCUUGAAGAAUCUGGAGAUGAUCUCGGAUGAGAUCCACGAGAGAAGACGGGCCUCUUCUAUGGGUCCUAGAGGAUGUGGGGUGGGUGCAGAAGGCAACAACCUAUCAACGGAAGACCUUGUGGUGUGCAAACUGGAAUCCGAUAAUAUUUCCAUGGCUUCAGAAGUAUUUGAAGAUGAUAACUGCAACAGUUUUGUGUCCGAAGAAGACUCUGAAACCAAAUCCGUAUCCAGUUUUAGUUCGGGUCCAACCAGCCCUUUGGACAUGCCGGCUCAGUUUCUCCCAGUGGUACGGCCUAGAAGCCUGGAUCUCUCCAGCCCCAUUUCACUAUCUGAAUUUGGGAUAUUUCCUCUACUAGGACCUCGAAGUGAAUGCAGCGGGGCUUCCUCUCCUGAAUGUGAAAUUGAAAGAGGAGACAGGGCAGAAGGGGCAGAGAACAAGACUCUUGACAAAGUGAACAAGAACAAGAGUAAUAACACCAGCUCUUCUUCUAGUGGACCCACGUUGGAUAACCGGGUGAAGCAACUCUCCCUACAGUGUCUGAAAGUCAAAGAUGGGAUUUGUGCGGACAGAAAAACAGUACAGAUUGGUUGAGCGCCUACCUGUUUGGGGCUUGAGAGAAAUCCUAAAUUAUUUAUACACAAACCUCUUCUGAAUGGCAGAAGAACCUUGUGCCAAUAACUAUUUAAUAAAUGCCAAAUCUUUUAAGCGUUUACUCCUUAAACUGCACUAAACGUUACAUCAGUGUUGAGGGCUCAAGUUGUAUGGUUUUUUUUAAAAAAGAAAGUCAUGACAGAAAUCUGCUACACAUUAUUAGCUGUGCUUGUUUUACACACAGCCUUUGUAACACGUUUUAUAGCAGUUUGGCAGAAGCAAUAACUGGGAUUGUCCCUCGUACGGAGUUCUGUGUCACUUGAGAGGCGAAAGACAAGCUAUAUGUUUGGGAGUUGCUGGCAUCUGUUUUUUUGGCAGGUAUCUGUUUUGUGAACUGGGCUGCAGUCUAGACACAGUUGAAUUCUAAGGUGCUCACGGAAUAUCUUUUUUGAAGACUCUGUAUUUUAAUGUUUGCAUUAUGAUCAAAUUGUAGAACUGGUAUACUGUGGAUUUUGACAGGAAGCAGUUGCAUGAGGCAAAUCCAGAAAUCUCUGUUCUGCUUCCCACGGCUCACAAGUAAUGCUGGGGAUGGGGGAGAGGGGGAGACAUACUUUGAAAAUAACUUUUAAAACACAACAUUACACACAUACCCUUAUAGCAUUUUAGAUUUGGAUUGGAGGAGCAGGUGGGUAAAAUUCUGAAUCCAGUUUUCAAAAUGAAACGUAUGUGUGGGACUGUUUUUAUCAUUGUAUGACACUUUACCACAACUGCAGUAGUGUGAAUUUGACACCUCAUUUAGGCAUGGAUAGGAAAAUAUUAUUUAAAAACUUGGCUUACCAAGUAAAAAAAGAAGGAGAUAUGCAUGAAAGGAUAGCAUCUUUGCAAGUUAGAAUAUUUCUGUCAGUUGUCAUGUAUAGGGCUUUUAGACUAUUUAAAGGGACUUGUAAUAAUAGCAUCCCUUCAGCACAACAGCUGAAUAAGACUGGAAAGAGCUUGGGCAUGCUUUAGAAAUAGGUGUUAGAGAAGUGGGGUAGUCUUGCUAAUAAGAGGUAGUUUAAAAAGUAGGACUUCUAAAUAGUGAUUUUUUAAAUUGCCAUCUUCCAUCUCUCAUAGAUCUAACUUAUUAUUUAGUUUAAAUAUUUAGCAUCCCCCUAAAUGAUUCUUGGCUUACAAUCUUGUUGUAUUUUGUUCCUAAUAUAGCUUGUAUAUCUAUUGUGAAAACAAAUGUAAAACCCUCUACACUACAGUAAACUCUUCCUCCAGUCUUAAUUUUGUUUUCAUGUGUAGUAUGGUCAUAUUAAGUGUUUUUUUAAAAAAUGCUUUUAAACUUGUUCCCCAAGUAAGUGGUUGUUCUAAGAUAUACUCCUGCCUUUCAGUUGUGUUUUUGGCAUCUACUUCAGUCAAGGAAAUGAAAUUUGCAAGUGCCAAAUGGAAUAAGAAAUAAAAUGAAAACUAAAGGCUGA
This is a messenger RNA of Sphaerodactylus townsendi, 3059 nucleotides long. RefSeq names its product SH3 domain binding protein 5 (gene SH3BP5). NCBI's taxonomy places the organism in Eukaryota, Metazoa, Chordata, Lepidosauria, Squamata, Sphaerodactylidae. Bases 319 to 1596 code for a protein of 425 amino acids. Gene Ontology annotation, cellular component: cytoplasm. Gene Ontology annotation, molecular function: protein kinase inhibitor activity. The record is from RefSeq and is a predicted model, not a curated record. Gene Ontology annotation, biological process: negative regulation of protein tyrosine kinase activity; intracellular signal transduction. The transcript is spliced from 9 exons.